AUGUUUCCUUCGUUUACAGGCAAUACUCGUCGGCCCCGGCAGGUCAACCUCUCAACCCGCUCUACAAACCCCUUUUCCGGCACUCCUGUGAAGCGUCAGCCCCCAUCCGUCCAUGGGCCCCAGGCAACGCUCGCCAUUGCACAGCAGGAGAGAGCACAGCGCCAGCUAGAACGAGAGCGUUUAACCUCGAGCCGAACUAUCCAGAGGACAUGGCGGGGCUACAAGAGCAGAAAAACAACUUGGGGUAUAUGGCGCAAAGAUUGGGAUAACCAUGAGAAAGCUAGGGGAGUCGGAUACCACACAGCUGCCGAACAGCAAGGCAGUGCAUAUUCAAGCAGCUUGGAGUGCGCUAAGCAGCUACAGCUUCUUCUACAGUUUGUCCAGUCUACAAGUCAGGAGGAUGCUGUGAGGUUGGUGUACUUUUCCAGAUGUUUUCAACGAACGGUUGAGAGUACGUCACUAUCAACAGAGGGAGAAUGGACGACCAUGCUCUCUCGUCUGAUGGUGACAACUCUGGAUAUCCUCAAAGCUUCCAGUCGUAUUAGCUCGAUAUCCUUCUCAAUGGAUGACCUGCUACAGCUUCUGGUGUUUCUCACGAGAUUGAUACCGAAGCAGAUGGCGCGUCAGGCGCGCAAGUACUAUGAUGUCAUGGCAAAGCUCACUACACGCCUAAAGCCGUCUUCAGGUCAAAUUGCCGUGGGCUUGACUAGAGACAACAUUGCGGAAGCCGUUCUUGCUCUGUUACAGCCGAUCACCUCGGAAACACUGGUCGUAUACGAGUGGUUUGCCCGGACAUACCUUACACUUCCACAUCUUCAGGAUUACCUCGGGACCAUCAGUGAUAUAGCAGCUCGGGUGAACUAUAAGCUUCUGGCAUCGGUCAUAAGUACCAACCUUCUGUCGUCGCAGUCCUUCCUCCACGCAGAGCAAGUUGAACCCCGAACCUGGCUUCUGGCGUAUUUUGUCUACUUUCACAGGCAUGCGCUAGGGGAGCAGGCUUUGAACCAGACACCAGAGGUUCUUUUUGUCAAGGUUGUUUCCAUGCUUCUAGGCUCUGCAGCUACAUACAUAUCACAGAGGCUUGAUCCGGAUGAGUUUGGAGAUACCCAGUCCUCCCAACAGCAGAAACCAUUGCCGUCAUUUGUAAAGAAUGAGGUUUUGACGUUGGUUAACCAGAACAGCAUUACACACCUCUUAUCGAUAGCUGGAAAGGGACAGGCGGCAGAAAAUGAUGUCCAGCAGACCAGCGAAGAUGAUGCUAAAAGUCUUGCAACAUAUGCCUUGACUCUGUUGAGAAUAUUUCCUAAACGAGGUGAUGAAAUUCGUAUGUGGCUUUAUCUUGGCUCAGCAUCAGAUUAUGCGAAUUCACAAUCAAGUGCAUCCAAACUACCUGCUAUUAAAUUCUUUUGGCAAGCCUCAAGGGCAACAAGUGUUUAUCACAAUGUAUCACAUAACCCCAAUGGUAUCCUAGAGAUGCUUCUGCCACCUACUAUUAGGGAGGAUGAAGACUCCCAGCGACAAGGGAGCGAUCAAGAGCAACAGUGGACCGUUAUACUCAUCUUUCUGGAACUUUACACCUUUCUUCUCAAGGUUUUAGAUGACGACGAAUUCUUCUCUGAGGCCAAUAAAAACAAAUAUACCUCCUGGACUAAGGAAAGCUCUCUUGCUCUGGGCGACGUCAAAGAGUUGACAGUUUUCCUGACAAAUCUUGCGUUUACGCUUUACUGGAAUUCAUCUGAAUUGAGUGCUGCCGAGACCACCGAAAAGGCCUUUGAAAUGCGGGAAUAUUUCAGCGUGUCCGGGACCCAUGGGCCUAAUCAAACAGUUGCUCGAAAACCUCAGAGCAAAAAUCUCAGCGGUGCGACUGGGAUACCUCUACAUUAUUUCAAGGGGUUGGUAACAGGGCUAUUACGAAUGAUACAUGAGCGAGAGUAA
This is a messenger RNA of Trichophyton rubrum CBS 118892, 1935 nucleotides long. RefSeq lists its product as uncharacterized. NCBI's taxonomy places the organism in Eukaryota, Fungi, Ascomycota, Eurotiomycetes, Onygenales, Arthrodermataceae. The transcript has a single exon. Gene Ontology annotation, molecular function: ubiquitin protein ligase activity. Bases 1 to 1935 code for a protein of 644 amino acids. The record is from RefSeq and is a predicted model, not a curated record. Gene Ontology annotation, biological process: protein polyubiquitination; ubiquitin-dependent protein catabolic process.